Messenger RNA from Vigna unguiculata (cowpea), 1363 nucleotides. RefSeq lists its product as uncharacterized. The record is from RefSeq and is a predicted model, not a curated record. Lineage: Eukaryota; Viridiplantae; Streptophyta; Magnoliopsida; Fabales; Fabaceae.
AUAAAGAAAACGACCACAUGGAAGAACAUGUUAUCUUUAUCUCAAUUUCAGUUCUUUUUUAGUUUCUUCAGCUAAAUUUAGUCAAAUCAAAUCAUAAUCGGGAAACAUGGUGGAAAGCAUAUACUAAUUAUACUAACAGUGUCGGUGUCAAUUUCUGUUUCCCAAUUUUUCUUCAGUCAGAAAGAAUGGAUUCAAUUUUAGUUUUUCUGACUUUACAAGUUAAAAGAGCAAUGGGGAAGCUCUUUAUCUUUACUUGCCAUGGAGGAAAAGAGGAGAAGGUUUUGUGAGUGGAAAAGACAAGGGUAGGUAUGAGUGAAAGGAAAGGAGAACCAAUUUGAAUUCACUAAGAUUACAACUUUGGUGUUGGGUGUUGGGUGUUGGUUAUGUUGUGAGGUAACAUCGGUGAUUUGUGAAAGUUAAAGUUUGCAAUUUGAAGAGGAAGGAUGGAAGUAGAUGAACUGGACUACGUGUUGGUGCCUCUGGGUGUGUUGGUUUUGGGAAUCUAUCACGUUUGGCUUCUCUGCACUAUAAUUCGGUACCCAUCUCACACAGUCAUUGGCUUGAAUGCUCAGUCUCGUCAUCAAUGGGUUCUUUCCAUCAUGGCUGAUCCUUUGAAAAACGGGGUUUUGGGAGUUCAAACAAUCCGCAACAAUAUCAUGGCAUCUACCCUUCUUGCUACAACAGCAAUAACUCUUAGUUCACUUAUUGGCGUUUUUGCAAACUAUGAAUCAGAUACAAAACUAGUUUAUGGCAACAAAACUUCCCUUAAUUCUUCAAUCAAACGCCUCUGCAUCUCACUGUGUUUCCUUGUUGCGUUUCUGUGUAAUGUGCAAUCUAUCAGAUACUAUGCACAAGUGAGCUUCUUGAUCACCACACACGCACUGAAAAGCCAAAGAGAUUUUAUAGAAUAUGCUGCAAGAUCCUUAAACCGAGGGAGUUAUUCUUGGUCUCUAGGGUUGCGUGCCUUCUACUUUUCAUUUCCUCUUGUCCUUUGGAUUUAUGGGCCAAUACCUAUGUUUGCUUGUUCCUGUUUCACAUCAUUUAUUUUGUACUUCUUGGACACAACCACUCAAAUCACACGAGAUCUUCACACCAAGUCAUUCAAUAAGAAGGAAACUGGGGACACCACAGAAGCAGCAUAGUUUCAUAAUUCUACUGUCCUUCAACUUGAUAAUCUUUCAGUUCGUGGUAAAGUUCAAUAGUUCAUGUAAUGAUACCAUUGUUGGUUAAUUAUUGUACAAUAGUAUAUUGCAGUAUUCUUUUCCCUGUUUUGGGAGUUCAAAAAUCAAGUAACGGACAGUGCUGGUUUAUUAGUAUAUCUAUCAAUCUUAUGCUUGGUGAAUAAAGAACAUGAACUUGAUUA